AUGCUGGCUGCCAGUCUCUCUCUCGCGGCUCUCGUGCUAGGCGCAGCUGCCAGCAGCCACCAUGGUUCAUCUUCCCAAUAUGACUUUGUCAUUAUUGGCGGAGGCACCAGUGGAUUGGUUGUGGCCAACAGGCUUUCAGAAAUGAAAAAUUUCACUGUUGCUGUCAUCGAAGCCGGAGAUUCAGUACUCAACAAUGUCAAUGUCACCGAUGUCAUGGGCUAUAGUCUCGCUUUUGGGACCGAAAUCGACUGGGCCUAUGAGACCGCCAAUCAGUCAUAUGCUGGCGGACUGAAGCAGACAAUCCGUGCCGGGAAGGCUAUCGGUGGUACAAGCACGAUUAACGGAAUGUCCUACACCCGAGCCGAAGACGCGCAAAUUGACAACUGGGAACGGGUUGGGAAUAAGGGAUGGGGCUGGAAGAGCCUUCUCCCGUACUAUAAAAAGUCCGAGGAAUUCCAGACUCCUACCCAGGACCAAGCUUCCCAUGGAGCUAGUUACGCUGCCAAAUUUCACGGCCGGAACGGCCCUCUCAAGGUUGGGUGGCCGACAUCAAUGACCAAUAGCAGCGUUUUCUCUGUCCUGAAUGAAACAAUGAAUGAGCUCGGCGUGGGAUACAACCCUGAUGCAAACAGUGGCAAGAUGACCGGGUUUACUUCUCAUCCUGAUACAAUUGACAGAGAAAGAAAUGUCCGUGAAGAUGCUGCGAGAGCCUACUACUGGCCCUACGAGAGUCGUUCGAACCUCAAAAUCAUUUCCAACACGCGUGCAAAUAAGAUUAUCUGGGCAAACACUACUGGCGAGGCUGCUGCUAUUGGAGUGGAGUGUUCUACUGUCUAUGGAGUGGAGAGAGUUUAUGCUUCUAAAGAGGUUAUUGUGUCGGCCGGUUCACUCAAAACACCACAGCUUCUUGAGCUUUCAGGUAUCGGAAACCCAGCCAUCCUCGACAAGUAUAAUAUCUCUACAAAGGUUGCCCUCCCAACUGUGGGUGAGAACCUCCAGGAUCAGACCAACAACGGUCUUACCUGGGAAUCAACCGAAAGUUUGACAGGCCUUGCAUCUUUCUCCGCCUUGAUUUCAGUUGAUCAAGUCUAUGGCGACAAUGUGUCGGCCGUGGAGUCACGAAUCGACAAUGACUUGACUCGUUAUGCGAAGGCGUUGUCAAAGAAAUCGAAUGGUGCAGUGAAAGAGUCUAACCUUUUGGAUGCCUUGAAGACUCAACGGGAUUUAAUCUUCAAGUCACUCGUCCCUUACGCAGAAGUUGUCUUCGCUCCUAGCGGGCAACUCUUUAUAUGUGAAUACUGGCCGCUUCAACCGUUCUGA
This is a messenger RNA of Penicillium canescens, 1320 nucleotides long. RefSeq names its product GMC family oxidoreductase. Bases 1 to 1320 code for a protein of 439 amino acids. The record is from RefSeq and is a predicted model, not a curated record. Lineage: Eukaryota; Fungi; Ascomycota; Eurotiomycetes; Eurotiales; Aspergillaceae. The transcript has 2 exons. Gene Ontology annotation, molecular function: oxidoreductase activity, acting on CH-OH group of donors; flavin adenine dinucleotide binding.